Dromiciops gliroides (monito del monte) is the source of this 2704-nucleotide messenger RNA. It is a transcript of the gene MARS2, whose product is annotated as methionyl-tRNA synthetase 2, mitochondrial. The record is from RefSeq and is a predicted model, not a curated record. Lineage: Eukaryota; Metazoa; Chordata; Mammalia; Microbiotheria; Microbiotheriidae. The transcript has a single exon. Gene Ontology annotation, molecular function: methionine-tRNA ligase activity; ATP binding. Gene Ontology annotation, biological process: methionyl-tRNA aminoacylation. The coding region runs from base 58 to 1887 and encodes 609 amino acids.
UGCUCGAUGCCGGUGUCCUCUUAGUGCCUUUUUGCGGGUUCACGAGUCUCCCUGCCCAUGCUUCGGGCCGUGCUCCGGACGCUUGGGCACUCAGCCCUGCGAGGGCCUCGUCAGCAGGUCUUUGCCCUGGGUAGCCGCGGCUGGUGUAACGGUGGCGGCGGCGGCGAUGGCGGUGGCGAAGGGCGCUGCGGGCCCCCGCGUGCCGGGGACGGCCGCGCCUGCUUCACGACCCCAAUCUUUUACGUGAACGCGGCGCCGCACAUAGGACACCUGUACUCGGCGCUGCUGGCCGAUGCACUGGCCCGCUAUCGCCGCCUCGGGACCGAGCUGCCGCAGGGCCCGGAUCCCGCUGCCUCUCUCGUCCGCUUCUCCACAGGCACUGACGAGCACGGGCUGAAGAUCCAGCAGGCGGCUGCCGCCGCGGGCUUGACCCCGUCGGAGCUCUGCGAUCGGGUGUCCGCCCAGUUCCGGGCGCUCUUCCAGGAGGCCGGCAUCUCUGUCACUGACUUCCUCCGCACCACGGAGGCCCGGCAUCGGCGUGCAGUGUACCACUUCUGGGAGGUUCUGCGCGCUCGCGGGCUGCUUUACAAGGGGCUCUACGAGGGUUGGUACUGCGCCUCCGACGAGUGCUUCCUGCCAGAGGGCAAAGUCGCCUGGCGGCCCGGCCCCGACGGGGAAAGCCGUCCCGUGGCCUUGGAGAGCGGGCAUCCAGUCUGUUGGACGAAAGAGGAAAACUACAUCUUCAGGCUUUCCCAGUUUAGGGAUCCUCUCAGGCAGUGGCUCCAGGACGACCCUCAGGCCAUCACCCCCGAUCCUUUCCGCCAUACUGUCCUCCAGUGGCUGGAGGAGGACCUGCCAGACCUCUCGGUGUCUCGGGGCAAUAGCCAUUUGUACUGGGGCCUCCCUGUCCCUGGCGACCCAACGCAGACCAUCUACGUGUGGGUCGAUGCCCUGGUCAAUUACCUCACUGUCAUAGGUUACCCAGACUCGGAACACAAAGUCUGGUGGCCUACCACCCAUCACAUCAUAGGCAAAGACAUCCUCAAGUUUCAUGCCAUCUAUUGGCCUGCUUUGCUCUUGGGGGCCGGGAUGACCCCCCCUCAUCGUAUAUAUGUACACUCCCACUGGACAGUACAUGGCCAGAAGAUGUCCAAGAGCUUGGGCAAUGUGGUUGAUCCCUUGACUUGUCUGGAUAGGUUUACUGUGGAUGGCUUUCGUUACUUCCUCUUAAGGCAAGGGGUCCCUAACUGGGAUUGUGACUACUAUGAACAGAAAGUAGUUAAGUUACUUGAUGCUGAGCUGGCAGAUGCACUGGGGGGGCUCCUGAAUCGAUGUACUGCCAGUAGCCUGAAUCCUACUGGCAUCUUCCCAGUUUUCAGCACCUCCUGUUUCCCUUCUAUGGAGGGUGUAACUGUAGCUCCCACAAAGGCCCAACCAGAGGACUAUGCUUUGGUGAGGUCAGUGUCAGCUUUGCCCCUUCAGGUGAAGAGCUACUAUGAGAAUUUUCAAAUCUACAAGGCUUUGGAAGCAGUGUCCACUUGUGUCCGGCAAACUAAUGGCUUUGUCCAGCGGAAUGCACCUUGGAAACUUAACAGGGAGAACUUGGCUGAUGCUCAGUGGAUGGACACAGUACUGCAUGUAACACUUGAGUGCCUUCGAGUCUUUGGGACAUUGCUUCAGCCAGUUACCCCAGCACUAGCUGACCGGCUUCUUUCCAGGCUAGGUAUCUCUGAAACUGAGAGGGGCCUUCAGGACAUAGGCUUCCUUGCUCGAUACUAUGGGCAGCCUUGUCCCUUUGAAGGGAGAAGACUGGGACCUGACACUGGACUCUUGUUUCCAAGACUGGACAAAUCUAGGGCCCGGCUGGCAAAAGUUCAUAGCACUUAGAUGCUAAUUUUAAAAGUUGUGUUUUGAAAGUCAGGAAAAAAUCUUUAGGUGGAUAGUUUGUCAAAUGACUCCUCCAAGAGGGUGGGGGAUGGGAUGUGUGAUGUGAACCCUAGUACCUGGGAGAAGGGGUUUAUGUGAGUUCAGGUGCAUAGCUCCUAUAUUCUUUAAUCCCUUGAACCUAUUAACCACUUAAUAUUGGCAACUUGAGUAUAGGCUGGGGAGGAGGGGGAAGAUAAAAGAGCUGCUGAUACUUUUCACUCCUAAUUCUGCUACCUGAGCCACCACCAACUUUUCUGGACAAAUAAAUUGAAAUUAUCAGGUAAUUAUUUUCUCAGGCUACCUCACUCAUUUUCCAUUUCCUUGGACUUCUGUCCCUAUCAGACAAAAUAGCAGAAAGGCUUCCAAGCUAGACAUUCAGGAUUCAGACAACCUUAGUUGGUCUUCCAAACAAAAGUGAGUUAAUUGUUUUUUUUCUUUUUGGCUUCACUCUGCUUUUCCAUCUUUUGGCUUCUCUAGUAGUCUCAAAAUGACUUAACCUUCUUAGAUUCCUUACUCUCAUCUUUUCUCAUUCCCUAAUAUUCUUUACCCAUCAUCUUUUCUUCCCCAGUUCGUUUUCAGAGUAAUUUAUAAGGCAUGGUUUACAUUUUAAACUGUGCUAACAAUUUUUUGGUGAUAAGACCCAAAAUAAAGGUUUAUUGUUUAUAUUUGUGUAAUAUGGUCCCUUGAAUAAAUUUACUUUCAAAUGGUUGGUUUGUAGAUUUGCCUUGCCCACAAAGUGCAUCAAUAAGUAAGCCGGUUGGAGAGAAUAGUGAAGGAA